AUGGAUGAUCGUCCUAAAAUUGAUGAUUCUGUUCUUCGUGAUCGAGGUAAGCCGUCGUUUCAGUAUAAGGGUUUGACAAGUCGAGUGGUCAAUAUUGAUGGUAAUCCGGUCUUACCUAGAAGGGGUUCUGUGCAAUUUCCGCAUCAAGUGGAUAAAAAUUUUAAUGUAAUUGAUGAACUUGUUAAGAUCACUGUUCCGGUUUCUCAAUCGGAAUAUGAUGCUGCUUGGUCUAAAUCUGAUGGGGGUGAUAAUCUGGAUGGUCAGCCGCCUAAGGGAUCUAGUGCCAAACCUAUGUCUUAUGCAGAUACGGUAGCUGCUAAUUCUGUGAAGAAAGUUAAUUUUCGGUCACUUGCCAGUUCCGAGAAGUAUGAUGGUUGUGAUGUUGUCCUACAAAGGGAAUCAGUUCGUUCUGUGCAAGAUAAGAUGGCUAAUACUCUUUAUGGGUAUUUCUUAGGUGAUCGGGUUGCAUUCCCAGUGGUUGAUUAUUUUGUGCGCACAAAUUGGAAAAAAUAUGGGUUACUUAAAACUAUGAUGAACGCGAAUGGUUUUUUCUUUUUCAAGUUUAACGAUGAAGUGGGUAUGUCGAACGUCCUUAAGGAUGGGCCAUGGAUAAUCAGAUCGCAACCAUUAUUUCUUGAUAACUGGACGCCAACUACUAAGCUUGAAAAGAAGGAGGUCAAGAAAGUUCAAGUAUGGGUCAAAAUCCACGAAGUUCCUUUAGCGGCUUAUACAGAGGAUGGAUUGAGCUUGAUUGCAACAACUAUUGGGGAUCCAAAAAUGCUUGACUCGUUUACCACAUCUAUGUGCAUGGAAUCCUGGGGCCGUAGUAGCUAUGCUAGAGCUCUGAUUGAGAUAUCAGCAGAUAAUGACCUCCGGGAAGAAAUUUCAAUGGCAAUACCAGAACCUGAAGGGGAGGGUUUUAUUAAAGAGACCAUGUUUGUGGAAUAUGAGUGGAAUCCGCAUCGGUGUGCUAAGUGUUGUGUCUUCGGUCAUGCGACUGAUGUUUAUCCUAAACAGCCGAGGAGACCGGACAAAGCUAUCCAGGAAAACCAAAAUUGGAAUGCUCAAAAGAAUCGUCCAGCUAAGAAGGGGCCAAUCGUGGACCAGGAUGGGUACACAGGUGUUUACGGCAAGAAAGCGGCGAAGAAAGUGGGUAUACCCGUGAAUAAACAAAAAUCAAAGUUCGAAUAUCGGCCGGUAGGUUCAAAGCCGAAGGGGGACACCAAUAAAACAUCGAGUGCUACGGAUGUAAGGUCGAGUAAUCCUUUUGAUGUUCUUAACGAAGUGGAAGAUGUUGCAGGAACUAGUAACACAAAGUCGGGGGUAAACAAUGAUGAGUCCGAUGAAGAUGAGGUUAUUGAGAAUGAUUUUGAUAUGGACGGGUUUUUAAAGGAGGGUACUCUUAAUAUUAAAAGUAAAGGGGAAAGCACUCCUUCUCCGAUAGUUAAUGAUGAAUCUCAUGUGGAUGUUGGUAAUUUGGGUAAGGUGUGCAAGUCAGUUUUUCGUUCGUGGGAGUGGACUUCUCACGGUGGUUGUUGUGACAAAGGCACGAGAAUUAUUAUUGGAUGGAACCCGGCUAUUUUUGAUGUGAUGAUUUUGUCUCGAUCUCCUCAGGUUAUGCAUCUUCAGCUUGUGUUUAAAUUGGAUAAAAGAAUGAUUUUUUGUUCUUUUAUUUAUGCUGCUAAUUAUUAUGUUUCCCGUAAAGAGUUGUGGCAUAAUCUCUCAGUGCAUAAAGCCCUUGUUAAUGAUAAACCUUGGUGCAUUAUGGGUGAUUUUAUCUCGGCUCUCAACAUUGAAGAUAAUUCUAUGGGAACGUCAUCGAUUUCUAUUGGUAUGAGAGAUUUUCAGGAAUGUGUGGAUAAUAUUGAGGUUGUAGAUAUCAACCGAAUGGGGAUCCAUUUUACAUGGACUCAAAAACCAAAAAACGGGGUAGGGUUACUAAAGAAACUUGAUCGAGUGAUGGGUAAUACAGCUUUUAUAGCUGAUUUUCCUAAUUCGGUUGCCAUGUUUAAGCCGUAUAGGUUAUCGGAUCACUGCCCGUGCAUUCUUUCGUUCCCGGAUGCUGGUAUGUUGAAGCCUAGGUCCUUCAAGUUUGCUAAUUUCCUGGUUUUCAAACCUGAGUUUUCGGAUAUUGUUAAAGAUAAAUGGGAGACGUAUGUGAAUGGUGUUCAUCAAUUUAGGGUGGUAAAAAAACUCCGGUUACUGAAACACCCGUUGCGCUCCUUGCUUUUCAAGCAAGGCAAUCUGCAUAAAAAAGUUGAAAAUCUGCGCGUGGAGCUGGAUUCUAUUCAGCUUCUUAUUGAUCGGGAUCCAGCUAAUGCGGAUUUACGAGUUUCUGAGACUUCGAUCAGUCGUCAGCUCCAAGAGGCUUCGUUAGAUGAGGAACAAUUUCUGAAACAAAAGUCAAAAGUUGAUUGGUUGAGUGCGGGGGAUAUGAACUCGGCAUUUGUUCAUUCAUCGCUGAAAGUCAGAAAUCAUGUUAGUCGGAUUGAGGUGAUCAAAGAUUCGGCAGGCAAUCUUUUUGAAGGAGAUAACGUUUAUCAACCAUUUGUUCAGCAUUACGAAAAAUUUUUUGGGUCUCAAGGCGAUAUUUCUCUUACUCCGGCUCCGGAUUUAUUCUCUAAAGUCCUUGCUCCUCAGGUUGCUACUCAUAUGAUUCGACAAGUUACGGCGGAAGAGGUGAAAAAGGCCAUGUUUUCUAUUGGUAUCGAUAAAGCGCCUAGUCCUGAUGGGUAUACAACAGCGUUUUUUAAAAGUGCCUGGCCUAUUGUUGGUAAUGAUAUUACUUGUGCUAUUGUUGAUUUUUUUGAGACAGGAAACCUUCUUCGGGAAUUGAAUCACACGAAUAUUGUGCUAAUUCCGAAAAUUCCUACUCCUUCAGCUGUCAUUGAUUACCGUCCAAUUGCGUGCUGUAAUGUGUUAUACAAGUGUAUCAGUAAAAUUGUGGCUGACAGAAUAAAAAAUGCUCUAAAUGACAUCGUAAGCAUUAAUCAAUCAGCGUUUGUUCCAGGACGAAGAAUAUCGGAUAAUAUUAUGCUGACUCAAGAAUUAAUGCAUAAUUACCAUAGACAUUCGGGCCCUCCAAGAUGUGCCUUUAAAGUUGAUAUCCAGAAAGCUUAUGACACGGUUGACUGGGGUUUUCUAAAAAAUGCUUUGCUUGGAUUUGGGUUUCAUCGGAAGAUGGUUGAUUGGAUUAUGGUGUGUGUCUCGACUGCCUCUUUUUCUAUAUGUGUCAAUGGGACAGUUCAUGGCUUCUUUAAGGGCAAACGAGGGUUACGGCAAGGGGAUCCAAUUUCUCCUUACCUCUUUACUUUGGUUAUGGAGGUUCUAACUUCCAUUCUUCAUCAUGCUGUCCGUAUCGAUUCUUCUUUUAAAUUUCAUAAUAAAUGCGAAAAACAGCAGAUUAUCAAUCUUUGUUUUGCCGAUGAUUUGUUCCUGUUUGCUAGAGGAGAAGUCAACUCGGCUCGGUGUAUUAUGACAUCUCUCUCAAAGUUCACUAAGAUGUCGGGGCUAGUGCCUAGUAAUCAAAAAAGUACCAUUUUCUUCUGCAAUGUUAGUAACCAUGUAAAAGAAGCUAUUCUGGAGCUCAUGCCUUUUGUGGAAGGAAAACUGCCGGUCAGAUAUUUAGGGGUCCCCUUAAUCUCUUCUAGGCUUGGUUAUAAUGAUUGUCGAGUGCUUGUGGAAAGAUUAGAGAAGCGUAUAACACAUUGGAGGAACAAGAUCAUUAAUGAGCUUGAAGCUUGUAUGCGUAACUUCUUAUGGUCCCAGGAGAGCUCGUUUUCUAAAGGCAAAGCUAAGGUUUCUUGGAAGGCUGUUUGCACGCCAAAGUAUGAAGGAGGUUUGGGCAUUAGACGCAUUGGGGAUAUGAACAAGGCUCUUAUGUCUAAUCACAUUUGGAGCAUUGUUUCGAAGCGGGAUUCUCUAUGGGUUGAAUGGGUGUAUAGCUACCGUCUUAAAGGCAAGAGUUUCUGGGUGUGUAAAACCCCUUCUAAUUGCUGUUGGUCUUGGAGAAAAUUGGUUCAGUUGAGGCCGCUUAUCAGAAAUCAUAUAUGGUCGGAGGUGGGAAAUGGCGUUAAAACUUCUGCUUGGUUCGACUAUUGGUGUGAUAUAGGUCCGCUCGAUAACUUUAUUUCGCCGAGAAACAUUUCUGAUGCUGAUUUUAUGCUGGACGAUACUGUGGCUAACAUUUACUCUCAUGGUUCUUGGUCUUGGCCUAUGGCAUGGAGAGAUUUAUUUCCGGUUCUCAUCCAAUUGGAUCAGCUUCAUUUGAAUCCGACGAAACCUGAUAGACUGUUAUGGAGAGAUGGCACUGAUAAAUCUGAGUUUUCUUCUUCGGGUCUUUGGCAUUCAAUUCGUCACAAAGAUCCUGAAGUUAAUUGGUGCAACAUUGUUUGGUUCUCGCAGUGUAUUCCCAGGCAUGCGUUUAUGAUGUGGUUGGUAAUGAAAGGUAAACUCUUGACUCAAGAUAAAAUUUUAAAUUGGGAGUUGUCGCGGAGGAAGAAUAUGAAUAUGAUGUGCUGCCUGUUAUGUUACAAAAACUUUGACUCUCAUGCGCAUUUAUUCUUUGAAUGCGAGUACUCAUCUCAAGUGUGGCUGAUUAUUCGAAACAAGGUGGGUAUGUCUACGGUCAGGCCGAUAUGGGCUGAUAUUGUUGAUUGGUUGCUGGCUCGAGCUCGGUCUAAAGCAGCAGGGUUUUUUGUUGCUAAAAUUUUGGUGGCUGCUGCUUUAUAUUUCGAUUGGCAAGAAAGAAAUGCUAGAUUAUUUAAAUACCAGUUGAGGCCUCCGGAGAAAAUCGGUGAAAUUAUAUUAUCAACGGUUAGGUACAAGCUGAUGGGAGCCAAGCUCAAGAGUACUACAAGAGUGCGAAGAUUGUUAGAAGAUUGGGAGAUUCACAAGGGAAAUGUGGACGAUGAUGGUGGCUGA
Helianthus annuus (common sunflower) is the source of this 4923-nucleotide messenger RNA. RefSeq lists its product as uncharacterized. The coding region runs from base 1 to 4923 and encodes 1640 amino acids. The record is from RefSeq and is a predicted model, not a curated record. The transcript is spliced from 3 exons. NCBI's taxonomy places the organism in Eukaryota, Viridiplantae, Streptophyta, Magnoliopsida, Asterales, Asteraceae.